Molecule: messenger RNA, 555 nt
Organism: Oikopleura dioica
Lineage: Eukaryota; Metazoa; Chordata; Appendicularia; Copelata; Oikopleuridae
Source: the annotation of a GenBank genome assembly
AUGGGUUUGCUGGCGUUGCUCAGGAGUUUGCGGCCGAAGGAGACGAAAGAAUGCAGAAUUCUUUUACUAGGGCUUGAUAAUGCUGGAAAAACGACGAUUGUCAAGAAAUUCUCGAGCGAAGACAUCACGGAAGUCACUCCAACGCAAGGCUUCAACAUCAAAUCCGUCAAUACAAAUGGCUUCAAGCUGAAUGUGUGGGACAUCGGAGGACAGCGGCGAUUGAGGCCAUAUUGGUCGAAUUAUUUUGAAAACACAGAUGUGCUGAUUUACGUCGUCGACAGCGCGGAUAUUCGAAGACUUCAGGAAGCAGCAGAGGAAUUCGACGAGCUUCUUCAAGAAGAUCGCCUGGCAAAAGUCCCUUGUUUGGUUUAUGCGAACAAGCAGGACUUGGAAACCGCCGAGACUUCCGCCGACGUCGCCCGAGAACUGAAGCUGCACAAGUUGAAAGACCGCGCGUUUCAAAUCCAGCCAUGCUCAGCCAAAUCUGGCGAAGGUGUCAAAGAAGGCCUCGAAUGGGUCCUCAAGCAAGUCAAAAACGCGACAGCAAAGAAAUGA